Molecule: messenger RNA, 1763 nt
Organism: Malania oleifera
Lineage: Eukaryota; Viridiplantae; Streptophyta; Magnoliopsida; Santalales; Ximeniaceae
Exons: 4
Coding region: 495-1439 (314 amino acids)
Source: RefSeq, a predicted model, not a curated record
AAGGCUCGAAGAGCUGCCCGCUUUGGAAUUUCCUAAGGAGUUUGGAGCUUGCAACAUCCCCCAUUCCUCUUCGUCCUCUCGGUGGGACUGUGUGCGACUGCAAGCAGAUUCGCAGCAUCCUCCUCGGGCCUCCGUCGCUUGCUGGCCGGUGCCUCUCCUUCCUCGGCCUGCCUCCUCCUCUGGCCUCUUCCUGGUGAUUGGCGAAGACUGAAACAACAAGAGGCUUGUAGUUGAGACUCGCGCUCACAGUCACAGUCACAGUCACAGCCUCAGCCUCAGCCUCAUUCAUACUCGCAGAUUCACGGGCAAUUGAAAUAUAUGAAGAAGUGAGACCACAAGUCUGCAAUAGAAAGUUUGAAGAAACCCUGAGUAUCAAGCUCUACGAUAUCUGCACAACAAGGAUAACGAAGAGAGAGAGAGAGAGAGAGAGAGAGAGAGAGAGAGAGAGAGAGAGAGAGAGAGAGAGAGAGAGAAAGAGAAGCUUAGAUCGAUACAUGAGGAUCAGGAAGAAUGCGAAGAUUUCUUCUCUCAUGCUUUCGCAUGCUUCGACUUCUUCUGUGCCGCUGCAAACACAUGUGUGCCAGCUAAACCAGUCACCGUGGGAUGUAAUUACCUUCCCUUCUGAUUCGACCUCCUUAUCAUGCUUCCCCGCGUUAUCGUUCCCGCUGCAGGGCGAAGGGGACGACAACAUCACUGUGAAUGGGAGCUUAGGAGAUUCUAUUGGAGCUGUUGAGAGCGUUGCUUCGAUGAGGAUAUCACUCGACAGUACUAAAGAAGAAAAGCCAAACCCAAAACCAAGGCUUUAUCCCAUGGAGGAGAAGGAUACUACAAAGAAGAGAGAAAAAACAAUAGUGGAUGUGCACAAGUUGGACACCCAAUUCGGGUUCAUUAGAGGGGGAGAAGGAGAGACUAUGACCAAGACUGUUGCUAUUGCGUUGUGUUCUAAAUCAGAUGGGAGGGGUUGGCACUGCAAGAGGGAAGCUAAGCAAGGACACACCUUGUGCGAGCAUCAUCUCGCACAACUUAGGUCUUACACGACCAACCACACAUCGAGCCGAAAGACUGAGAAAAUGAUGGCGUCGGGCACUGUGGCAGUAGCUCACACUAUCACCACCACCUCUUGUCGUCGCCCCAAUCGCAAGAAGCCUUUGAUUUCCACAAACCCCCAUGAAUUCUACUACUAUUCUGGGUUUGGGCCUUGGUGGGGGAAGAAGAGAGGUGGCAAUACUAGCGGAGAGUCAAACAAGACUGUUGCCUCAGAGGCCGCCGCGGGAACUGCUUCCUCCUCUUUGUCUCAAAUGAGUCAAAUCUAUGAUAAAACUGAAGAGCUUGACUUUGUAGAUGACAUUGAUGAUGACGAUAGAGAGGGGAAUGAUGGAGGUGGACGGAAGAGAACUCGAAAGCCAGUGAAGGCGAGAUCACUGAAAUCUCUUAUGUGAAGGAGGGUAGAUCAGAGGUGGAAGAGUAGGGGUUUUGGGUUUGGAGGUGUCAUGAUUAUCGUAAAUUUUUUUAAAGACUUUGAAUUGGAGGGUUUUAGGUUAAGGUAAUACGAUAAUUUGGUUUAGUGCUUAAGUUGUUGUUUGUAUUUUGUGGUGGGUAAGAGUAGAGUUUCUCUUGACCAUGAUCGGAUGAGAAUUAUAGGGUGUGAGUUGAGUGGACUAGGAGAGUGUUUGGUCAAAUCCUCCAUGGAUAAGGAUAAUCUUGUAAAUUAUGCUAUUUGACAUGGAGUAUGCAUUUAUGGAAGAAAAUGUUAUUUUAUUUUA